This is a messenger RNA of Chelonia mydas (Green sea turtle), 1420 nucleotides long. Its product is annotated as growth arrest-specific protein 1. The transcript has 2 exons. Bases 1 to 795 code for a protein of 264 amino acids. Gene Ontology annotation, biological process: regulation of cell cycle. The record is from RefSeq and is a predicted model, not a curated record. Lineage: Eukaryota; Metazoa; Chordata; Testudines; Cheloniidae.
AUGUGGCUGUUCCUGCCGCUGCUGCUGUGCUGGGGCCGCGCUGGCGGCGGCGCCCCGGGGGAGCCCUGCUGGGAAGCGCUGCUCCGCUGCCAGGACGAGCCGGACUGCGGCUCCGCCUACAGCCAGUCGCAGGCGGCCUGCGAGCCGGUGCUAAGCGGGGCCGGGGCCGGGGCCGGGGCCGGGGCCGGAGGAGGGGAGCCCCCCGGCGGCUGCCCCAGCCACUGCAUCGGGGCGCUGGGGCGGCUGAACCGCAGCCGGAGCGGCCCGGCCCUGGAGCGCUGCGAGUGCGGGCAGGACGCGCGCUGCCGGCUGAUGAAGGCGGCCAUCGAGCCCUGCCUGCCCCGGCCCUCCCGCAGCGGCCUGGGCUGCACGGCCGCCCGCUUCCGCUGCCAGCAGGAGCCCGCCUGCCGAGAGCCGCUGGCCGCCUACUUGGCCCGCUGCGGGCAGCUCUUCAACGGGCGGCGCUGCACCGCCGCCUGCCGGGCCGCCAUGGGGCAGCUGCUGGCCGCGCCGGGGGGCCCCGCGCUGGAGCGCUGCGUUUGCGACGGGCCCGAGCGCCCCUUCUGCCAGGUGCUCAAGGCCAACAUGGGCCGCCUGUGCUCCGGGCCGCCCGCCGAGCCGGGCCCGGACGAGGACUACCGGGACGAGGAGCGGCUCCUGCGGGAGGAGGACGAGGGGCCGGGCGCGGGCGGCGCCUGGGUGCGCUCCGGGGGCCGCUCUCGGGACGCGCCGGCCUGGCGCGCCCUGGCACUGGCGGCCCUGCCGCUGGGGCUCCGGCUCCUCUGCUGGCCCUAGGCCGGGCUGCCCGGAGCCUGGCCCGGGGCUGAGUCAGGGGGGUCGGAGCGAUCUGAUGCGCCGCACCACGCGGAGGGGCCCCCUAGCGUUGGAGGUGGCUGCCGUGAGCUGGAGCUGGGGUCCCGGCUGACACUCAGGGACGCUAGCCACUGGAGAAGGCCCCCGCGGGGCCCCGUUUAGAGGCGCCUUUCCCGGCGCUAGGACUCCGGCUGCUUGUCCAGCAUUUCUCCACGGGCUGAGGUUCCCAUACGGGUAGAGGUGACUGGAGAGGCCGAGAUGCGACCUUUUCUUUGGCCCCUGGCAACAUCACUUUUCCUUUCGCUGGAGGAGAGAUGCAGCAGGUGACUAAAGCCUACCAGGGUGCUCCGUCGCUUUUAAUGCGUGCAAAGCCGCAGAUCCUCAACUGCAACCAGACUUUGGCUAACCGUUGUGAAUAUGUAUAUUGCUUGGAACGUCUUUUCCUGCACACAUAUUUUGUACAGAAAGUAGGGGGCCAACCUGGAGGUUAUUUAAGUUGUAAAAUAAGCAUAACCCUGUCACUAUAAAAUCUUUAAUUUUUUCAAAUUCAGCAUUAGAACAUGUAUUUUUUGUACGAUUUUGAUAAAAGUUUUUGACAAUGUUAAAA